Molecule: messenger RNA, 2103 nt
Organism: Tarenaya hassleriana
Lineage: Eukaryota; Viridiplantae; Streptophyta; Magnoliopsida; Brassicales; Cleomaceae
Product: pentatricopeptide repeat-containing protein At5g46100
Exons: 1
Coding region: 647-2080 (477 amino acids)
Molecular function (GO): protein binding
Source: RefSeq, a predicted model, not a curated record
CAUUUCAAUUACUCAACACAAUAUCGUAAAUAUAACAAUCUUAUUUAUUUAUUUCAAUUAUCCGAGUCUUACACAUGGGCGGUCAAAGCUUGAGAUACCCUCUAAAUCAUUCAGAGACUACGAUGGUCCGUGCAGCGAAGCCUCUGAUAGCAUGGGCGGAUUUAAUCGACCGCAUAACUAUACUCUUAUAAGAGCAUUUCUGAAACCUAAUGAGUGACAGUGCCGGCGAUUGAAAUCAUCUUCGGCGCUGAUUCGGUUGUUUCUCUUCGCGUCACAUUCUGCUUCAUCAGGAGUGUACUGGCUGGUUCUUUCGGUUUGGUGGGUUUCCGUGUGGGAUCAGCAGUGCAGAAAACGUCUUGGAUGAAAUCUCCAUGUCUGGUUUCAUUUGGACAACUAUGAAGUUUGUGAGAUUUUUUUCUCUAUCGUAGUUCGUGGAGAUUGAAUGUGUUCCUGUUGUAUGGUUGAUGGACUAUCCAGUUUUUCCAGAGUUGGCCUAGUGUAAAUCAUCGUGCAUACCAAGUGUUCGAUGAAAUGCGUCAAAGAGACUUUAGAAUAUUUUCUUAGAAUAUCGCGCUACAAUCGUGGUUCUUCGUAAAUUUCUGCGCUUUUUGCUCUAGAAAGAUAUCUCUCCAAAAAAAAAACUGUAAUGGGUAGUAAGGCAAAGAUGUUCAAGUGGUCCCAAACGAUCACGCCUGCUCAGGUUGUCAAACUGAUGCGAGCUGAAAAGGACGUGGAGAAAGCUACUUCAAUUUUCAACUCCGCAACAGCAGAAUAUGCAAAUGGGUUUUGCCAUGAUCAGAGUUCUUUUGGUUAUAUGGUCUUAAGGUUAGUGUCUGCUAAUAAAUUCAGAGCUGCUGAGGAUCUGGUUGAAAGAAUGAAGAAGGAGAGUUGUGUCAUUAACGAAGAUAUACUACUUUCCAUAUGCAGAGGGUAUGGUCGUGUUCAUAGGCCACUAGAUUCUUUGCGGGUCUUCCACAAGAUGAAGGAUUUUGGUUGUAAUCCCACCCAGAAGUCCUGCAUUACAGUUUUUGCCAUUCUCGUGGAAGAGAAUCAGUUAAAGGUGGCGUUUAGGUUUUACAAGUACAUGAGAGAGGUAGGCUUACAACCUACUGUUGCUUCUCUCAAUGUUCUGAUCAAAGCUCUCUGCAGAAAUGGUGGAACAAUUGAUGCUGGUCUCAAGAUUUUUCGUGAAAUGCCUAAACGUGGAUGUAACCCAGAUUCCUAUACUUAUGGCACCCUGAUUAAUGGUUUGUGUCGAUUUGGAAGGAUAGCUGAGGCGAAGUGUUUAAUUAAGGAGAUGGGGGAAAAAGAUUGUGCACCAAGUGUUGUUACCUAUACGUCUUUGAUUCAUGGUUUGUGUGAAUCCAAAAAUGUCAUGGAAGCAAUGGGGUUGCUAGAAGAGAUGAAAUGUAAAGGCAUCGAACCAAAUGUUUUCACUUACAGUUCUCUGAUGGAUGGUCUUUGCAAAGAUGGGCGUGCCUUGCAAGCCAUGGAACUGUUCGAGAUGAUGGUGGCUAGAUCCUGCAAGCCCAACAUGGUAACCUAUAGCACAUUGAUCACUGGUCUAUGUAAAGAGCAGAAGCUUCAGGAGGCUACUGAGCUUCUUGAUAGGAUGAAGCUUCAGGGUCUGAAACCAGAUGCUGGAUUGUAUGGAAAGACAAUAAGUGGUUUCUGUGGUGUCAGCAAGUUUCGUGAGGCUGCCAACUUCCUCGAUGAGAUGAUUCUUGGGGGAAUAACGCCGAAUCGUUUAACUUGGAGCAUCCAUGUGAGGAUAAACAAUGAAGUAGUACGAGGUCUGUGUACAAGUGAUCCAAGUCGCGCAUUUAGUUUGUAUCUAAGCAUGAGGACUAGGGGUAUCUCGGUUGAGGCUGAGACAUCAGACUCUCUGGUGAAGUGUUUGUGCAAAAAGAGAGAACUGCAGAAAGCUGUUCAAAUAGUCAACGAGAUGGUAACUGAUGGGUGUAUACCGGACAAAGGAACAUGGAAAUUGCUGGUAGGUCAAACAUUGGAGAAAAUGGUUGUGCAAGAAGCUUCAGAAUCGCUCCUUAGAGAAUUUGAGAUCCAAGAUCAAGAUUUGUGAAUCUGAUUAUUGGGGGCAUGGCU